Diutina rugosa is the source of this 678-nucleotide messenger RNA. RefSeq lists its product as uncharacterized. The coding region runs from base 1 to 678 and encodes 225 amino acids. NCBI's taxonomy places the organism in Eukaryota, Fungi, Ascomycota, Pichiomycetes, Serinales, Debaryomycetaceae. The transcript has a single exon. The record is from RefSeq and is a predicted model, not a curated record.
AUGUCCUCUCCCAAGAGCAGCAGCGCCAGCCGCGCCGUGAGCAAAAAGCCGCUGUUUCUUCGCCGGGUCGCCGCCGAGUGGAGCCAGUUUUUCGACCGGGUCCGCGCCGCCGCUCACGACGACCUGCUGGACGAGCUGGUCAUCGACGAGCUCUUCGAAGACAGCGAGCGCGACGAGCUGCUUCUGAGGUUGAUGCGCCCCCAGCGAGGCAACACCGCCACCGACGAGGCGUUUUUGGAGAAGUACCGCCAGUAUAAGCUGUUGGACAAGAUCGCGCUGCUGAUGGCGCCAUCGCCCCAGCCGCAACCGCUGCCCGACACGGGGCUGGCCACCGAAGUCAACCUGUUCCGCGACGUCGACGUGUGCAAGAUGCGCGCCGACUACCUCAAGGACCUGGCGCUGUCCGACGGCACCGUCGACGACUCCCAGCUCGGCACCAAGCUCUGGCACUACCGCCGCGCCAAGUGGCUCGACCCCCUGCCAGCAGCGGCUCGCCGCGUGGCGGCGCCAGCGCUAGCGCCGGCACCGAAAGAGCAGUACGUGAAGAUCUAUACCCAGCUCGUCGAUAAGGGGCGCCCGUUAAAACAAGGGCUCAACCUUGGCGACGUCGUCACCGUUAUCAAUGCCGGUUGGGUCGCCGAAGAGCGCUGGGACCGCGCCGCUAAGGGGUUGCCCUAG